AUGAAGUUCUACCCUAAAUCUCGAGUGGAGCGGCCUAGCAUCCACCACCCAUCUGUUCGGCCGCGUCGAUUGGGUCUCCUAAAGGCAGCUGCUGUCAAUCUCGUGCUUCUCCAAGUUCUAUUCCUUAGUCUGUUCUGUUACAUAUUCGGGUCCCUCUUCCAGCAGUCAGGACACAUUCACAACAUCAAUGUUUUGUUCGUUGACUACGACGGCGGCCCCAUAGGUGAUGCGGCCCGUGCCGCGUUCCAAAAGCUCAAAGGACCCAGCUUUCCAACUUUCAUUGAACAGCCUGCCUCCGUUUACCCUCAACCUGGCUCGAUUGAAGGUGCGAUCUGCGACAUCGAAUACUGGGGAGCGCUAUAUACUACAGCAAAUGCAUCGAACGCAUUGAGUGCCGCAUUUGCAGGUGGACCAGCUGCGUCAUCAUACGAUAAGAACAACGUUCUCACCUUAGUGUGGAAUGAAGCGCGCUAUCCAACGGUAAUUGACUCUGUCCUUGCAGAUAGCGCCAAAUCAUUCUCGGAAGCUGCACGUGUGGCGUACUCACAGGCCAACGGCAAACUGUCUCUGCAGACUAUCAACAGCUCUGAUUCUGCCGCGCUUGCAGCAUUCUAUGACCCUUGGAAAUUGGCCAGCAACAAUCUUCAACCCACAUCACAAGGGUCAAGAGUUAUCUACAACACGCUAGUUAUCAUUUUGAUCCUGAUCCAGGAAUUCUUCUACCUGGGUACUAUCAAUGGAUUGUACGCCCAAUUCAAACUCUACACAUCGGUUUCACCCCAUCGCAUCGUCGUUGUACGUCUAAUCAUCUCUGUGGUCUACACACUCAUUGGGGCUAUGUGUACAGCCGGUGCGAUCUGGGCAUUCCGAAGUGGUUGGGACGUCAAUGGAAAUCAGUUCGCGCUCACUUGGCUGGUAUUAUGGCUCUUUGCGCAUCUGAACUUCCUUUUCCUAGACGUUUUCACCAUCUGGCUUCCUCCUCCCUAUGUACCGAUGGCGCUGAUAUCGUGGAUCAUCGGGAAUAUCACUUCCAUUCUUCUCCCAUUCGAGCUGUCACCUGCUUUCUACAAAGUAGGCUUCGCCUUUCCGGCACAUGCUGUCUUCCAGGUGCUCAUAGACGUCUGGUCUUCUGGCUGCAAUCCCAAACUCUAUUACUCGCUACCUGUUCUCUUUGUCUACGAAGUUCUCGGUAUCAUUUUGAGCUCAAUUGGCGUCUAUAGAAGGGCUCAUUAUGCUUGCAUCAAACAAGAAAUGGACGAAAAGGCCUUCCAAGAGCAGUUCGAAGCCACACUCCGUGAGAAAGAAGAGGCUCAGCUGGCCAGACGGGAAAUGAUGAAUGAUUACGAAGGAAGCGGAACCUCGGACAGCGGGGAUCAGGAAGAGAAUGCCAUGCAAAGACGAGCCACAGAGACAACAAUCAAAUCUCAAGAACAGGCGGACUUGGCCGAUAUUAUCCACCGUGAGAUGUCCCGGCCGAGGACUGAAAGACAAGAUACCAGACGAGAGAGCACCGGUCCGUCUUUUUCCUUGCCUUACAGAGAUUGA
Messenger RNA from Penicillium vulpinum, 1545 nucleotides. Its product is annotated as SNG1 family protein. The record is from RefSeq and is a predicted model, not a curated record. The coding region runs from base 1 to 1545 and encodes 514 amino acids. NCBI's taxonomy places the organism in Eukaryota, Fungi, Ascomycota, Eurotiomycetes, Eurotiales, Aspergillaceae. The transcript has a single exon. Gene Ontology annotation, cellular component: membrane.